Molecule: messenger RNA, 1497 nt
Organism: Candidozyma haemuli
Lineage: Eukaryota; Fungi; Ascomycota; Pichiomycetes; Serinales; Metschnikowiaceae
Exons: 1
Coding region: 1-1497 (498 amino acids)
Biological process (GO): regulation of cyclin-dependent protein serine/threonine kinase activity
Cellular component (GO): nucleus; cyclin-dependent protein kinase holoenzyme complex
Molecular function (GO): cyclin-dependent protein serine/threonine kinase regulator activity; protein kinase binding
Source: RefSeq, a predicted model, not a curated record
AUGGCCUACACCAACAAGUACGUUUCGGACAUCCCGCUUAAGCGUCCGCAGGAGACGUUUGUGGAUGAUCCCAAGCUGUUUGACGAGGUGCUGCUUGAAGAGUUGGAGUUUGACUUGGCCCACGGCGUCAAGGAUAUCAACGGGCUCCAUGUUUUCCACGCAAUUGUGGUUUUCCACGCGAUGCUUGAGGAUUUGAUUUGGUUGCGGGAGCAUCCAGAGGAGUUGAGGGUUUUUAGAGAGAGCCAGUUGAAGAAGUACGGAUUGGUAUUGGGAGAGUUGGAGGAGGGAGAGGAAGGGGAUGGAGGGUUUCAUGGGGACGAUUUGGCAAUGCCAGUCCAAGCGCCAGCACCAGCUGAGCGAAUCGAGGCUGGUGCUGGAGCUUCCCAAGGGUUUGGAGACCCAAAAGACUCAUCUGCGUCAGCAGAUGAGGCUGGAGGGUCAAGAAGCCGUGAAGACCUGAAACUUGCUCAAACCGGCCCAGAAACCUCUCAAGGUGGCUCUCUGGAUGGCUUUAGACCAUCUCUGGAAGGUCAGGAAGGCCAGGAUGAGUCGAAUACCCCUCAAGACCACUUACAGACCAGUCAGGAUGAUCCAACGACAGUCCAGGACACUCCUUCGUCUUCUUCCCAGCGUGAAGAAAGCCUAUCGCAACCUACACCUUCUAGAGACCAUAGAGAGACGCAAAAUAGACCUUCUGAACGAGUUUUCCAGGAUUCGCCGAGAUUUGGUGACCCCGGAGACUCCCAAAACCGGCCUGAUCUGGCCUCUUCCGACUCGUUCCCUCCCAAAUCGUUCAUUUCUCGUCCAGGCAUGAAAAGCCUUGAUUCUGCGUUUUCUACGGUCGAUUCAGUAUCAACGCCAGAUGAACCACAAAGCGGGCUUGGAACGCCAGACCCUUUAGACCCUGUGGAGUUCAUUUCUACAGAACUGUUGGUGCAAACGACAUCGCUUGAAAGAGUGCCUAAUCCAAUUACUACCCACUCUUCCAGUCGGCUUCGUAAAGAGGUGCUUUUCCACAGCAACCCAAAGACAAAAGCUCAGGCUGAACAUCUAGUGAAAUGCUUUGGUUUGGCCAGACCGCCGCCAAUCUCUAUAAAAGAGUUCCUUCUACGGAUCAACAAGUACUCGCCGUCAGUUUCCGUUUCUGUGUAUAUCCACAGUGCCUACUUGUUGUUUAAACUUGGGGUUUUAUUAGAUGUGGUGGGUUUUACAGAACUUAACGUUUACAGGUUCAUAUUGGCGCUGAUUCGGUCGCUGACGAAGAAGUGUGAAGAUAUUUACCAGAAACAAAAGAGCUUUGCUAUGGUUGGUGGAAUGGCAUUGAGAGAUUUGGGGAAGAUCGAGGUGAGCUUCCUUUACUUGUGUAACUUUAAGUUGGUGGUGAGCGAGUUCAUUUUAAAUGAUUUCUUGAAGAACAACUUUGUGGAUUUACGGAGCUUUUGCAGGGAAAGAAAGGGGAAUGACGAGUCAAUGGACGUGGAAGAGGCAGCCCAGUGA